GUUGUCAGAGUUGGUUAACGUCGCGCUAAGCUAGCAGCUGGAGAGCUUUGCACUAAAUAUUAUAAAAUGUCAGCUACAGAAGAAACCACAGAGAUGAAUAUUCCCUGUGUGCUCAUCACUAGCUGUGACAGUGGUUUUAAAGAAGAAGAGCUGAUAAAACAGAUCCUCAGUACGAAGACUUUGCCCGAGCCCACCAAGCGAGAAGAAACGGUAGCCUGGUAUCCCUGGACAAUCAACAACAAGUAUUAUACAGCAGAUGUCAGGCUAUGUGUUGUACCAAGCACUUUUCAAAUGUCGUCAGAAAUUGCCCAGUCCAUGCAGGCUUUCAUCGCCUAUUUUGACAGUAAAGUGAAGGAUGGUCUGGAAAAACUACAUCCUUGGAUAUCAGUGGUGGAAGAUCUUGCUCCAGAGGUGCUCAUUCUGGUGUGUGACAGAGUCUGUGAAAAUGGGGUCACCAGACAUGAAGCACAGCAGUGGUGUUUGGCUCAUGCCUUUGAGCUGGUGGAGCUCAAUCCACAGGAGUUGCCAGAUGAAGAUGAUGACUUUCCAGAAUCCACAGGAGUAAAGAGAAUUGUCCAGGCUCUCAAUGCAAACGUGUGGUCCAGUGUGGAAAUGAAGGAUGGGUACAAUCAGGGGUUUGGUCUGAUGAGCAGUUUGGUGGCUUCCAGACACAACAAUCCACGGACCUGCCAAGAUCCCCCAUCUUCCAACUUGCCAGUAGAGGGCACACUUGAUAAUGAGGAGGCCAACCAUACAGAAAGUAGUACCAAUGCAGACACACAAGAGGACACAGUAGUUGAUGCAAUGACUGAUUUGGACAUUCAGGAGCUUGCUAAUCUGACAGCUGGAGAUGCAGAUGUGGAUAACUUUGAACGCCUCUUUACGAAAUUAAAAGAGAUGAAAGACAAAGCUUCUUCAUUACCUCAUGAGCAGAGAAAGGUUCAUGCAGAGAAGGUAGCAAAAGCGUUUUGGAUGGCCAUUGGUGGCGAUGUAGAUGAGAUAGAUGGGUUAUCAUCGGGUGAGGAAAGCUAAGAGUAGCUACCUGUGACUCCGUCUCCUUUCUCCUGAUCCUCCUCCUUUCCUGGGGCUCCCACAAGAUCCAGCGCCCUUUGACCUGCUUCUUGCACUUGGAAUGUGGAGAUGCUUACAGAUGGCACUGUAGGCAUAGUUGUGUUUAGAAACUUUUGAUUAUUAAAAUGAAACGAUUGCAAUACUGGUGUAUAGUGAGAAGCAGAUGGAAAUCCUUAAUAGGGAGAGAAGAGAGCCCUUGUGUGGCCCUGACCCUCAAUCUUCUCCCCUGGGUCCCUUCACUAUGCUUAAAGCCCUCAGUGAACCUCAGCACAUGAUGGUGUUGCAGGUGGAAAAACAUGAAAUUAAAUUGUGUGGGCUUUGAUUUGUGUAUUUGUCCUUUAGGUACAGUUGUCACAUAUAUUUUCAAGUGACAUAAUGUGCCUUAUCCUUAGAGUUGUAAGAGAUGUAAUGCACAUUCUGUUGAAUCAACAUAAAGACUUGUGAUUUUAA
Messenger RNA from Seriola dumerili (greater amberjack), 1521 nucleotides. It is a transcript of the gene aagab, whose product is annotated as alpha and gamma adaptin binding protein. The transcript has 10 exons. NCBI's taxonomy places the organism in Eukaryota, Metazoa, Chordata, Actinopteri, Carangiformes, Carangidae. The record is from RefSeq and is a predicted model, not a curated record. Bases 67 to 1032 code for a protein of 321 amino acids.